Diceros bicornis minor is the source of this 3790-nucleotide messenger RNA. RefSeq names its product BEN domain containing 7 (gene BEND7). NCBI's taxonomy places the organism in Eukaryota, Metazoa, Chordata, Mammalia, Perissodactyla, Rhinocerotidae. Gene Ontology annotation, molecular function: DNA binding. The transcript has 9 exons. The record is from RefSeq and is a predicted model, not a curated record. The coding region runs from base 220 to 1515 and encodes 431 amino acids.
AGGGCGCCUCCUGCCGAGCCCCGCGCGCCGCAGCCCCCGAGGGGCUUCGAGGUGGUUUUUCCCUUUCCUCCGCCUCCCCCCUGCGGAUUCCAGACACGGACCUUGGUCCUGGCGCUCCCGCUGCCGGGUGACAAGAGCCAGCGCCGCCGCCGCCGCCUCGGCCGCCGCUCGCUCCGGCCGCCCCCGCCGCAGCCCCGGCCGCCCGCUCCUGCCCGCACCAUGGAGUUCUCGGAGAGGAAGCGAAGCAGGAAAUCGCAGAGCUUCAAACUGGUGAGCCGAGAUUAUCACCAUGAGGUAUAUAAGAGCUCAGAAUUCAGCAACGAUGUUAAUGGGGAGGCCAAAGAGACACAACCCAUUUUUUUAGGAGAUGAAAGCAUGGAAAUUAAAAAGCAAAUUACAGGAAUGAGAAGAUUACUGAAUGACAGCACUGGGAGGAUUUAUCAGCGUGUGGGCAAGGAAGGAGAAAAAUUAAAAGAAGAACCCCAGGAUUUGGAUUCCAUCUGGCCUCAGCGUUUGAACUCCUCUGCUGAGGCCCCACAGAACCUCCACCCUUCUUCCCGUGGUGCGUGGAAUGAGUUAUCACCGCAAAGCGGGCAGUUCUCAGGGCAGUAUGGCACCCGCUCCAGAACCUUCCAAAGUCAGCCCCACACCGCUGGGAGCUCCAACGGAGAACUUCCAGUGGUGAAUUCAUCAGUUGGCUCUAACUGCUGUACUUGUAACUGCCAGUCAACGUUGCAGGCCAUUCUCCAAGAACUCAAGACCAUGCGGAAAUUAAUGCAAAUUCAAGCAGUUGGAACCCAAAACAGACAACAGCCCCCAAUUUCCCUUAUAUGCUCCCAGCGAACUGCUGUCUCACGCAAGAGAAAUAAAAAGAAAAAAGUGCCCCCAAAGACUGUUGAACCUCUUACUGUGAAACAGAAGCCCAGUGUGUUAGAAACUGAGAAGAAGACAGCAGUGGCCUCUGAGCAGUCUGGUCUCCAGGCGGCCAAGCACACCUCCACUGGGGAGAACCACGUCCUAGGAUUUGGCAUUGUUCUCGAAUCGCCUUCCUCAGAUCCAGAAGUGCAACUUGCUGAAGGCUUUGAUGUGUUUAUGCCUAAAUCUCAGCUGGACUCUAUAUUGUCAAACUACACUCGCUCAGGAAGCCUUCUGUUUAGAAAACUGGUGUGUGCAUUUUUUGAUGACAAGACUUUGGCUAACUCCUUACCCAAUGGGAAGAGGAAAAGAGGACUCAAUGACAACCGGAAAGGACUAGACCAAAAUAUUGUGGGUGCAAUAAAAGUCUUCACAGAAAAAUACUGUACUGCUCACCACGUGGAUAAACUCCCUGGCCCGAGAGACUGGGUACAGAUUCUACAGGAUCAAAUUAAACUGGCCAGAAGAAGGUUAAAAAGAGGCUCAGAGGUGGCUGACGGUGAUGAAAGACUGGACGGCGUUUCUCUACCACCAACAGGUGACACAUUUGACACCAGGAGAGAAAACACGGAGGACACAGAGCCAGAUUUCACUGCCUAGACUUGCCUUUAGGGACACUGUUCAUUAGCGUAUGCAGCUCUUCUGUGUGAAUUUCCUCCAAGAUCCAUGUAGCAUUUCAGGUUACUCCAAGGAGUGGGUGUUCUGUGAAGUCUACCCAUCAUGGUGGAAUAGUUUUCAUUUACUUUCUUUGUAAUAUGUGAUCAUCAAGCCUCCAAUUGGGUGUAAGAUUUAAAAAAAACAUUUUUAGAGUUGAUUUAUCACCCUUUAAAAGUCCAGCGUACGGUCCCAAUUAGUUCAUUGUCCAUUAAAAAGAAGCAAUUGUCUCUGCCCUGUUUUUUUUUCCACAACCUCAAUGUGAAUACAUGGAGUUUUGAAGCAAAUUUAUUUUAACCUAAAUUUGCUUAGAUGCAGUAUAAAGGAGAAUGGCUCUUCCCAGUAUUGAAGGGUCAGUUGUGAAGGCCAAAAUUAAUUAGACCUUCAUCAGCUUAGAAGAUGGAAAAGAUGUGUUGGGAGACAAGAUAGCUUGAUCUAUUAGGUGAAAUUAUUUAUGAGAUCAGUUCCCCCCAAAAGAAUCAUUUGUAACUGAAUAAGUGCAAAUGAUAUGUGAAUUCUUAGGAAAGAAAAACCUUUCACGUAGGUUGUGUCGACACAGUGACAAAAUAACUCAUUAAAAGAUGAGAAACUCACAAUAACCAGUUAUCUACAUGAUACUUAACUUUUUAACAGAUGGUUUUAACUGAGUGGUCCAGUGUUUGGCAUUGUGUGGCAACCGGCCACAAAUGUACUUAAUUAAUAUUAUAUACUUUAUUUGGUUCCUAGUUCUUUUGCCCUCACUUUAUAUAAAACCAACAAAUGAAACUCUGGAUUCGUUUUAAAGAGAUAUCUUGCCAUGUGGGUAUUUGUAUUACAGAAAUAUUUACCUCCAGAUUCCUUUCUCUAAUAAGAUGGUGACUUUGAAAUGCCAUUUUAUUUAGAAACAUUGCAUUUACACCUCAUUUAUCGUAUAAAGCAAAUUACCUUGAGUCUUUGGCACCUGACCCAAAAAACAAAAAUGGGAUUGAAAGAAAUUUGGACUGAAGAAACACCAAACCCCAAGGGAGAAAAUCGCUGUGCUACCGAUUAACACCUUUCCCUAGCAAUUGUUAAGUCAUAGAGUGUUCAAGCCCAGAGUUAUCGCCGAGGUCCCUUAGUCCCACCCCCUGGGUUUGCAGGUGAGGCAGCUGAGGGGGAGUGAGGUUCAUGGUUGCCCAGGGCCAGGUACCCCUUCAGUGGCCCAAAUGGCCUAGAACCUAAAUUCCUUACUGCCCUGUCCAAGGUACUUGUGCCAUGUCACACUGAAUAGCUAACCUGAGCUGGGAGGGAAGCUCUGGGAUGCAUCAGUUUCCACUGAAGACCAGCUCAUCAGCUGAAGUUGGGAAGAAGCAUCCCCGUAAUGGGACAAAGCUGGUUCCAGGUGUGGCGUGUGGAAUCACUCUAACUACUAAACACCUAACAUCUCAUACAUGUGUGUCUGUCCUUUGUCUUCUUUUUGAAGCUGCAAGAAAGGUUCAGAGCCGUUGUUUCCAUCACACCCUUUAGUUAUUAGCCUUUUACGUGUUAGGCCAGUUGGUAAUCCUUUCCCUGAAACCAAUGCCUCUGUUCAAGUGGUCUGAUGAAGUACCAUGAACCAGGGCCUUUGUUUUCCUGCAACAUAUGUUUUAAAAUUUGUCUUCUGCCUCGCAGAAGGAAAUAUUUCUUAAGGGAAUCAAAAAUAUUAAUUACUGACCUUUCAACUCUAUUACAGUAAGAUGAAAAUGUUGCUAAUAAAAGUAGAAACCUUUACCUUACAACUGUGGGAUCUGUUAAAUACGCACCGUGAACCUUCAAAAGCACUUCCUUCCAAGACUGGGCGACAGCUUGGAUUUGUCAAUACUUGAGGAGGGUGGGGAUUGUUCAAUUCACGAAAAUGUGCAAUGGAUCCACAAAUUGGAAACACAUAUCAUAAACUUGCAACAGUAAAUCCUAUUUUGUAAAUUAAAAUUGUGUUUGUGUUUGCUUACUGUGACUACUGUUCAGACUUUAUUCAGAAAUCCUUUUUAUAGGCUUUCUUAGCAAAAACAAAAUUAUUCCAUAUCUAUGGAUAAUGUCUCAAUCUUCUGUAUAUAUGUUUUAUUAAUAUGUAAAUAUUUAGAUUUUUAAAAAUUACUAUGUUCUUUAAAAAAAUUCAAUGCAAGGCUAGUUGUGAAAAUGGUGUAUAACAUUGUGUUGUGAUAUCAAUUCCCAAGAUGCUCUUUAUGUCCGUUCUGGAAGAAUACAAUAAAUUACUUUAAUUGAA